AAUGCAUUUUGUCGGAGUUUUGUGACCGACAACCUAUUCCCAGGGUAUCGCGAUCGUAUAUAAACUCUAGCCGAUUUGCCAAUGCAAAUUAGAUUCGAGCAAUCUAGCAAAAUGUUCAAACUAGUGGGAAUUGUCCUUGUUCUCUCUGUUCUCGUUCAUGAGAAUUUGGGAGCUUUGAUCACCCGUGCUGCUUGGGGGGCUCGUGCACCCAAUUUCGUGUCAAGGUUCAACGGAAUUAUUCCAUAUGUUGUGAUUCAUCACUCAUACGAACCAGGAGUAUGUUACAACACCGACGCUUGUAAGGCAGCCAUGAGGUCCAUGCAAAACUUCCACAUGAACACCAAUGGAUGGCCCGAUAUUGGUUACAGUUUUGCUGUUGGUGGUGAUGGUAAUAUCUACGAAGGUCGUGGCUGGAACGUAGAAGGUGCUCACACUCCAGGAUACAAUUCCCGAAGUGUUGGACUUUUGUUGAUUGGUGAUUUCAGGACUGCCUUGCCACCAGCAAACAUGCUUACUGCUGCCAAGAACUUCAUUGCUCAAGGAGUUAACGAAGGAAGGAUUUCAGGAAGCUACAAGUUGAUUGGACACAGACAAGCUUACGCUACUGAAUGCCCUGGUGAAAGGUUGUACAAUGAAAUCAGGACCUGGGCUCGCUGGACCGCAAAUCCUUAAAUGACAUACUCAGUCAUGGUUUUUAGAUCGCAGCAAUGCUUUGAAUAAAUGAAUAAGUAAUUAGCAA
This is a messenger RNA of Hermetia illucens (black soldier fly), 739 nucleotides long. Its product is annotated as peptidoglycan-recognition protein LB-like. Gene Ontology annotation, biological process: peptidoglycan catabolic process; innate immune response. The coding region runs from base 82 to 672 and encodes 196 amino acids. The transcript is spliced from 3 exons. Gene Ontology annotation, molecular function: peptidoglycan binding; zinc ion binding; N-acetylmuramoyl-L-alanine amidase activity. Lineage: Eukaryota; Metazoa; Arthropoda; Insecta; Diptera; Stratiomyidae. The record is from RefSeq and is a predicted model, not a curated record.